This is a messenger RNA of Phytomonas sp. Hart1, 789 nucleotides long. NCBI's taxonomy places the organism in Eukaryota, Euglenozoa, Kinetoplastea, Trypanosomatida, Trypanosomatidae. The record is from the annotation of a GenBank genome assembly.
AUGAACAGCAAUCAGAAUGCGUGGGAGGAUCUUCGCAGCGAGGCGCGACAGAUCGAUAAGGUCCUCGAUCAACAAUUGCAAGCUCUUGAAUCCCUUACUGAACUUGUAAAGGACAAUACCCAGAUUGCUGAUUUGCCCUCGUCAGGAAAGAUCGAGUCUGGCGAAUUUUCUCACAAGCCUCAGGGUAUCUCGACGCGUCAGGAAGGGAAACUUAGGGACCCCAUACUUAAUCUCGCAAUCAACACGAGACCCACCGUAGGUCAACUUCAACAGCGCUUUAACGAGCUAUCCAACGAGGUCGAGAAUGGACUCCAUCACCUGGAGCGGAUUCUAAUGAUGAUGGAAGGAAAAAGCUCCGGGAACCUACACUUUUCCAAGCACACCGAACGCUUCCAAAGCAUGUUGAAUGAGAAACGUCGGUCCUUACAACACCUCAUUAACGAUUUCAGGCGGCGCAAAGAGCGACAGGAGUUGCUUUCCGGCCUGACUGAACGAACCGCUCCGUACGAAGAGGAGUCCGGCAUACAGCUUUUGAUAAAGGAGCAGAGUGCGAUUCGGCACACCGCCGCGCAUGUGGAUGAGAUUGUAUCCCAAACGGCCGCCACGCAAAUUCGUCUGCACGCACAGCGAGAAACUUUUGUUAAUAUUGGGGGAAAACUCUUGCAGAUCGCGGAGCGUGUGCCGAUUAUUAAGAGCCUUCUCUCCCGUAUUAAUUCUCGAAGGAGGCGCGAGGUGGUGGUGUUAAGUAGCCUCAUCACUUUUUUGUUUAUUAUUGUUCUUUUCCUAUAA